Molecule: messenger RNA, 2550 nt
Organism: Apus apus (common swift)
Lineage: Eukaryota; Metazoa; Chordata; Aves; Apodiformes; Apodidae
Gene: FMOD
Product: fibromodulin
Exons: 3
Coding region: 245-1387 (380 amino acids)
Molecular function (GO): protein binding
Source: RefSeq, a predicted model, not a curated record
GCAGCCUUAGGGUCUCUUCAGUCUCUCCUGCAAACUGGCUGCUGCUGGGAGGUCACUCCCCCAAAAAAACCUGCCGAGCCCGUGACCUGCAAGCACAAUAUUUGAUUUGGGAUCUAGGGCGGGCACCAGGCUUUGCAAAGCAGGAGACACUCUCACAUGCUGCUUGACACACGGGAGAUCCCGGAGAAGAGCAGCGAGGCUUUGGGAAGGAGGCUCUUAGCUUGGUCCUUCCAGCACCAGCACCAUGCGUUGGGCCACCAUCCUGAUCAUUGCUGGACUCUGUGGAACCUCCCUGGGUCAAUACAAUGAAGAAGAAGACCUGGCCUGGCUGCAGUACUACAUGAGGCAGUCCCGCAUGUCCUCCUACAACUACAUGCCCUACUACGAGGAUGAGAACACCCCCUACGUCUACUCUUACCUCCCAGCUCCAGACACGGAGCCAGAGCCUGGCCCAGAACCUCAGCAAGCACCUUCCUGGCAAUGUCCCCAAGAGUGUGAUUGUCCCCCUAACUUCUCAUCAGCCAUGUACUGUGACACCCGGAACCUGAGGUACCUGCCCUUCGUGCCUUCCCGGAUGAAAUACGUUUACUUCCAGAACAACAGGAUCACUGCCAUCCAAGAGGGAGCUUUUGACAAUGCCACGGAGCUGGAAUGGCUGGCGCUGCACAACAACCAGAUCUCCAGUGAGAAGAUGGGCAAGAAGGUCUUUGCCAAGCUCAAAAGACUGGAGAGGUUGUACAUGAACAACAACAACCUGACCAAGGUGCCCAGCCCUUUGCCACGGACCCUGAGAGAGCUCCACUUGUCUUAUAAUCAGAUCUCCAAGGUCCCCUCCAAUGCUCUGGAGGGUCUGGAGAACCUCACAGCUCUGUACCUCAGCCACAACUUCAUUUUUGAGUUGGGAGCAUCCCUCAAAGGGCUCAAGUCCUUGAUCCUUGCUGAUCUGAGCUACAACCACCUCAGGAAAGUCCCUGAUGGGCUCCCAAUGGCUUUGGAACAGCUCUACCUAGAAUACAACUACAUUAACACCAUCCCUGAUAACUAUUUCAAAGUCUCACCCAAGCUGCUCUAUGUACGGAUGUCCCACAACAGCCUGACAAAUCAAGGUCUCUCUACCAACACUUUCAACAGCAGCAGCAUCCUGGAGCUGGACCUCUCUUACAACAGGCUCCAGAAGAUCCCCAGGGUCAGCACCAACCUGGAGAACCUCUACCUUCAGGGGAACCAGAUCAAUGAGUUCUCCAUCAGCAGCUUCUGCACCGUGGUGGACGUGAUGAACUAUUCCAGGCUCCAGGUCCUGCGGCUGGACGGGAACGAGAUCAAGCGGAACGCGGUGCCCCCGGACGCCCCGCUGUGCCUGCGGCGUGCCACCAUCAUCGAGAUCUAGCCCAGCCCCUCCUGGCCCCCUCCCCAUCCUCAGGACUCGGCUCUCCCACUCCUGGGGAGACACUCACUCCCAUUUUAAAGCAGCUUGACAGUGUGACUUGGCUUCCGCAAUAGUGCAGGCAGGGAACUCCAAACACCGGCCCGCGCGGGUGGGCAGGAUCCAUUUGUCUCCAAACAUUCCCCAGUCCUGGCUCUCUGGCUAUGCAAGGUGGGACAAUUCCCAGCACAUUUCUCCCUCUGACCCCACUACAGUCACCCCCUCAACCAUCUCCUUCCUCUGGUUUGGGGUGGGUGCAGCGGGGAUGGGGGAGAGCUCAUCCCACCUCCCAGGUGUGGCACUGAGCAGCCCACCUCGGUGGGCAGGGGUUCAGGUGUGGGUCCUGCAGCAACAGCAGAUCUGAACCAACUCACCCUGGGCCGGGUGCCAGUGGUCACUGGGAGGAUUAUCCAGGAGGUUGGGAGCUACAUGAGUAAAAGGUUAAAAAUCUCCUGGCUGGCAGCAUCCCCCAGCUGAGGAUGAGGAAGAGCAGGCCCACUGUUCCCCCUCCAUUUUUUCCCCACUUCCACCAACUCCAAAAGUUUCCAGGCAGGAAGUUUUCCUGCCCCUGCCGAGCAGCUGCCAGCUGCUGAGGCUGGAGAGAAACACCCUGAGAAACAGCCUGUUCAUGGACCCCUGUGGCCCAGAGUCUCCCAUCUUCCUCCCAGACCACUGAUGCAGGGCAGGACCAGGGACGAGGGCAAUUCCUGGUGCCAUCACCGUGGGCUGCAGGGGGGGAACCUUCCCAAACCCAGCUUCAUCCCACUCACCAGCUUGGCUCUGAGCUCCCUCCCUGCCCAGGCACCCGGGGCCUCCCAUUUAAAAAACAAAACAAAACCAAACCAAAACACCAACCGACGAGCACAAAAUCCCAGUGACAGCUGCAUCUGCAGCACGUUUGAAUCGCCAAAACCACCCAACUUGGUUCCUUGGACAGAUUAGUUUGAGAACCAAAAGGGCAGCUGAGCUUUGGGGAUGACCUGCAAAGCUGAUGAGGUCAUCCAGACCCUCCCCAUUUCCACUGCAUGCUAACAGUAUAGAAACAAAAACCCAAAAAAACCUGUGCUAUCACCAACGCAUGAACUGUAGAUAUCGUACCGACGAAUAAAGCCCUUUCUGUAACUGCA